UCUCGCUCAUAAGGAGGACACGCGUACGUGUACGUAGCAAGCAAGCGACAGUUAUAUCCCCAUCAUCGCCCAUUGAUCUCACUUGGAAAUCGGAGUCUGAAAAAGAAUGGCGAAGAACAAUACAGCAGCAGGAGGAGCAGCAGAGAGGAAGAGGGGAAUAGAGGAAGAAUGGGGAUCGAUCCUAUCCAAACAACCACCACUCCCCGAUUUCCCUCCCCAUUUCAUCUUCGGCUCCGCCACUUCUGCUUACCAGGUUGAAGGUGCCUGGAAUGAGGGUGGUAGAGGUCCUAGUAUUUGGGAUUCUUUUUCGCAUACUGCAGGAAAAAUUUGUGAUGGAAGUAAUGGAGACAUUGCAGUGGAUCAAUAUCAUCGUUACAAGGAAGAUAUUGACCUUUUAGCUAAGUUGGGAUUUGGUGCAUAUCGUUUUUCCAUAUCAUGGUCUCGUAUAUUUCCCGAUGGUUUGGGUACAAAAAUGAACGAGGAAGGGAUUGCUUACUACAACAGUGUCAUUAAUGCUCUUCUUGAAAGGGGCAUCCAGCCAUUUGUAACUUUGUACCACUGGGAUCUUCCAUUAAAUCUUCAUGAGUCAAUGGGAGGGUGGUUGAAUGAGCAAGUUGUAAAAUACUUUGCCAUCUAUGCAGAAACUUGCUUUUCCAAUUUUGGUGAUAGAGUAAAAAAUUGGAUUACAAUUAAUGAACCUCUUCAAACGGCGGUGAAUGGAUAUGAGAUCGGGAUAUUUGCCCCUGGAAGAUGUGAACAUGCAUUGACAGAGCCAUAUUUGGUUGCGCACCACCAGCUUUUGGCCCAUGCAGAAGCUGUUUCCAUAUACAGAAAUAAAUACCAGGACAAGCAAGGAGGUCAAAUAGGCUUGGUAGUGGAUUGUGAAUGGGCUGAGGCUUUAUCCGACAAAAUUGAAGAUAAAAAGGCUGCGGCGAGGCGUCUUGAUUUUCAACUUGGAUGGUACUUGGAUCCUAUAUUUUAUGAUGACUAUCCUGAAACCAUGCGUGAAAUACUUGGCAACCGGCUUCCAAAGUUCUCUCAAAAAGAUAAAGAGUUGCUCAGGAACUCAGUGGACUUCAUUGGUUUGAAUCAUUAUACCUCAAGGUUUAUUGCUCAUACAAAGAACCACGGAGAAAAUUGUUUUUAUAAAGCACAAGAGGUGGAGAGAAUAGCUGAGUGGGAUGGGGGGGAGAUGAUUGGUGACAAGUUUGCUGAAAAAUUUUACACCUGGCAGGCAGCAUCAUCAUGGCUGUAUGUAGUUCCUUGGGGUAUCAGGAAAGUACUCAAUUACAUAGCACAGAGAUACAACAAUCCCCCUAUUUAUGUUACCGAGAAUGGUAUGGAUGAUGAAGAUAAUGACAGUGACCCUCUCCAUGAGAUGCUAGAUGACAAAUUGAGAGUUUGUUACUAUAAAAGCUACCUUGCAGCUGUUUCUCAGGCAAUUAAGGAUGGAACAGAUGUGAGGGGUUAUUUUGCAUGGUCAUUACUGGAUAACUUUGAGUGGAGUUGUGGCUAUACCAAGCGAUUCGGCUUGAUUUAUGUGGACUAUAAGAAUGGGCUUUCUCGGCACUUGAAAUCUUCUGCUUAUUGGUUCAUGCAAUUCUUGAAAGGUGGAGGAGAGGCGAAAAAUGGCAAAGAAGAGUAGUAACCACUAAACCCUCGGCAUCUCAGAUCUUUCAUUCAGCAUCCUUUCAUACCUUGCAUUCUAUGCUGGCAGAGGUUAUUUUGCCUGCUAGAUGCUCUGUCAACAUGGUUACUUUUUACUAUUAUCAUUUACUAUAUAUAUGGUUAAAAUCUGGAGUGAUAUCUGUGUACUUUCUAUUAUAGACUAUAUGUGAUAGACGCUUAGAUUAUUAUUCUGAAGUUUGUUAAACCAUCCUCCAAGAAAUUGAAAGCUAAGUCUUAGGACAGUUGGUGUUUAUCUGAAAACUCUUCUAUAUUGUGUAUUUGUUUUAUCAUCUUUGGUCUAUUUAAAAUUGGGCGAUGACUCGGUGAUAAAGAGGCCCUUCAGUCUGCUCACCAGGCCGAUCAAAACCCUGGGGGACGUCCCCGCUCGGGCCUUGCUAUAAUGUUGUUGGCUUGCAAAUUGGCAUUUUGAAUGUGAUAUUGAAAAUAUAUCAUGUGGCAA
Camellia sinensis is the source of this 2128-nucleotide messenger RNA. It is a transcript of the gene BGLU42, whose product is annotated as beta glucosidase 42. The record is from RefSeq and is a predicted model, not a curated record. Gene Ontology annotation, biological process: cellulose catabolic process. Gene Ontology annotation, molecular function: beta-glucosidase activity. NCBI's taxonomy places the organism in Eukaryota, Viridiplantae, Streptophyta, Magnoliopsida, Ericales, Theaceae.